AUGGAGCAAACAGUGCUUGUACCACCAGGACCUGACAGCUUCAGCUUCUUCACCAGAGAAUCUCUUGCAGCUAUUGAAAGACGCAUUGCAGAAGAAAAGGCUAAGAAUCCCAAACCAGACAAGAAAGAUGAUGACGAACGUGGCCCAAAGCCAAAUAGUGACUUGGAAGCUGGAAAGAACCUUCCUUUUAUUUAUGGAGACAUCCCUCCAGGGAUGGUGUCAGAGCCGCUGGAGGACCUGGACCCGUACUAUAUCAAUAAAAAAACUUUUAUAGUAUUGAAUAAAGGGAAGGCCAUCUUCCGGUUCAGUGCCACUUCUGCCCUGUACAUUUUAACUCCCUUCAAUCCUCUUAGGAAAAUAGCUAUUAAGAUUUUGGUACAUUCAUUAUUCAGCAUGCUAAUUAUGUGCACUAUUUUGACGAACUGUGUGUUUAUGACAAUGAGUAACCCUCCCGACUGGACAAAGAAUGUAGAGUACACUUUCACAGGAAUAUAUACUUUUGAAUCACUUAUAAAAAUUAUUGCAAGGGGCUUCUGUUUAGAAGAUUUUACCUUCCUUCGGGACCCAUGGAACUGGCUCGACUUCACUGUCAUUACAUUUGCAUAUGUGACAGAGUUUGUGGACCUGGGCAAUGUCUCCGCAUUGAGAACAUUCAGAGUUCUCCGAGCACUGAAAACAAUUUCAGUCAUUCCAGGCCUGAAGACCAUCGUAGGGGCCCUGAUCCAGUCUGUGAAGAAGCUCUCAGAUGUCAUGAUCCUGACUGUGUUCUGUCUGAGCGUGUUUGCACUGAUUGGGCUGCAGCUCUUUAUGGGCAACCUGCGGAAUAAAUGUGUACAAUGGCCUCCCACCAAUGCUUCCCUGGAGGAACAUAGGGUAGAGAAGAAUAUAACUGUGAAUUACAAUGGCACACUUGUAAACGAAACUCUCGUUGAGUUUGACUGGAAAUCAUAUGUUCAAGAUUCAAGAUAUCAUUAUUUUCUGGAGGGUUUUUCAGAUGCACUACUGUGUGGAAAUAGCUCAGAUGCUGGCCAAUGUCCAGAAGGAUACAUGUGUGUGAAAGCUGGUAGAAAUCCCAAUUAUGGCUACACAAGCUUCGAUACCUUCAGUUGGGCUUUUUUGUCCCUGUUUCGACUGAUGACUCAGGACUUCUGGGAAAAUCUUUACCAACUGACAUUACGUGCUGCUGGAAAAACAUACAUGAUAUUUUUUGUGCUGGUCAUUUUCUUGGGCUCAUUCUAUCUAAUAAAUUUGAUCCUGGCUGUGGUAGCCAUGGCCUAUGAGGAACAGAAUCAGGCCACCUUAGAAGAGGCAGAACAGAAAGAGGCUGAAUUUCAACAGAUGCUUGAACAGCUUAAAAAGCAACAGGAAGCAGCUCAGCAGGCAGCGGCUGUAACUGCCUCAGUGCAUUCCAGAGAACCUAGUGCAGCAGGCGGGCUCUCAGACAGCUCAUCUGAAGCCUCCAAGUUGAGUUCCAAGAGUGCAAAGGAAAGAAGAAAUCGGAGAAAGAAAAGAAAACAGAAAGAGCAGUCUGGUGGAGAAGAGAAAGAUGACGAUGAAUUCCAUAAAUCUGAAUCUGAAGACAGCAUCAGGAGGAAAGGGUUUCGCUUCUCCAUAGAAGGGAAUCGGUUGACAUAUGAAAAGAGGUACUCCUCCCCACACCAGUCUUUGUUGAGCAUCCGUGGCUCCUUAUUUUCUCCAAGGCGAAAUAGCAGAACAAGCCUUUUCAGCUUCAGAGGGCGAGCAAAGGAUGUGGGAUCAGAGAAUGACUUUGCUGAUGAUGAACACAGCACCUUCGAGGAUAAUGAAAGCCGCAGAGACUCCUUAUUUGUGCCCCAACGACAUGGAGAGCGACGCAACAGUAACCUGAGUCAGACCAGUAGGUCGUCCCGGAUGCUGGCUGUGUUUCCAGCUAAUGGGAAGAUGCACAGCACUGUGGAUUGCAAUGGUGUGGUUUCCUUGGUUGGUGGACCUUCAGUUCCUACAUCGCCUGUUGGACAGCUUCUACCAGAGGUGAUAAUAGAUAAGCCAGCUACUGAUGACAAUGGAACAACCACUGAAACUGACAUGAGAAAGAGAAGGUCAAGUUCUUUUCAUGUUUCCAUGGACUUUCUAGAAGAUCCUUCUCAAAGGCAAAGAGCAAUGAGCAUAGCCAGCAUUUUAACAAAUACAGUAGAAGAACUUGAAGAAUCCAGGCAGAAAUGCCCACCCUGUUGGUAUAAAUUUUCCAACAUGUUCUUAAUCUGGGACUGCUCGCCACAUUGGUUAAAAGUGAAACAUAUUGUCAACCUGGUUGUGAUGGACCCAUUUGUUGACCUGGCCAUCACCAUCUGUAUUGUCUUAAAUACUCUGUUCAUGGCCAUGGAACACUAUCCCAUGACGGACCAUUUCAAUAAUGUGCUUACAGUAGGAAACUUGGUGUUCACUGGGAUCUUUACAGCAGAAAUGUUUCUGAAAAUUAUUGCCAUGGAUCCUUACUAUUAUUUCCAAGAAGGCUGGAAUAUCUUUGAUGGUUUUAUUGUAACGCUUAGCCUGGUAGAACUUGGCCUGGCCAACGUGGAAGGAUUAUCAGUUCUCCGUUCAUUCCGAUUGCUCCGAGUUUUCAAGUUGGCAAAAUCUUGGCCAACAUUAAAUAUGCUAAUAAAGAUCAUCGGCAAUUCAGUGGGGGCUCUGGGAAAUCUCACCUUGGUGUUGGCCAUCAUCGUCUUCAUUUUUGCCGUGGUCGGCAUGCAGCUCUUUGGUAAGAGCUACAAAGAUUGUGUCUGCAAGAUCUCUAGUGACUGUCAACUCCCGCGCUGGCACAUGCAUGACUUCUUCCACUCCUUCCUGAUUGUGUUCCGAGUGCUGUGUGGAGAGUGGAUAGAGACCAUGUGGGACUGCAUGGAGGUCGCCGGUCAAGCCAUGUGCCUUACUGUCUUCAUGAUGGUCAUGGUCAUUGGAAACCUGGUGGUCCUGAACCUCUUUUUGGCCUUGCUCCUGAGCUCAUUUAGUGCAGACAACCUUGCAGCCACUGAUGAUGAUAAUGAAAUGAACAAUCUCCAAAUUGCUGUGGAUAGGAUGCACAAGGGAAUAGCUUAUGUGAAGAGAAAAAUAUAUGAAUUUAUUCAACAGUCCUUCAUUAGAAAACAAAAGAUUUUAGAUGAAAUUAAACCACUUGAUGAUCUAAACAACAAGAAAGACAGUUGUAUGUCCAAUCAUACAAUGGAAAUUGGGAAAGAUCUUGACUAUCUGAAAGAUGUAAAUGGAACCACAAGUGGAAUAGGAACUGGCAGCAGUGUUGAAAAAUACAUUAUCGAUGAAAGUGAUUACAUGUCGUUCAUACACAAUCCCAGUCUUACUGUGACUGUACCGAUUGCUGUAGGAGAGUCUGACUUUGAAAAUUUAAACACAGAGGACUUUAGUAGUGAAUCAGAUCUGGAAGAAAGCAAAGAGAAACUUAAUGAAAGCAGUAGCUCAUCCGAAGGCAGCACUGUAGACAUUGGAGCACCUGCCGAGGAACAGCCUGUAGUGGAACCUGAGGAAACCCUUGAACCUGAAGCCUGUUUCACUGAAGGCUGUGUACAAAGAUUCAAAUGUUGUCAAAUUAGUGUGGAGGAAGGGAGAGGAAAACAAUGGUGGAACCUGAGAAGAACGUGUUUCCGAAUAGUUGAACAUAACUGGUUUGAGACCUUCAUUGUUUUCAUGAUUCUCCUUAGUAGUGGUGCUCUGGCAUUUGAGGAUAUAUAUAUUGAUCAGCGAAAGACGAUCAAGACAAUGUUGGAGUAUGCUGAUAAGGUUUUCACUUACAUUUUCAUUCUGGAAAUGCUUCUAAAAUGGGUGGCAUAUGGCUAUCAGACAUAUUUCACCAAUGCCUGGUGUUGGCUAGACUUCUUAAUUGUUGAUGUUUCAUUGGUCAGUUUAACAGCAAAUGCCUUGGGUUACUCAGAACUUGGCGCCAUCAAAUCUCUCAGGACACUAAGAGCUCUGAGACCUCUAAGAGCCUUAUCACGUUUUGAAGGGAUGAGGGUGGUUGUGAAUGCCCUUUUAGGAGCAAUUCCAUCCAUCAUGAAUGUGCUUCUGGUUUGUCUUAUAUUCUGGCUAAUUUUCAGCAUCAUGGGCGUAAAUUUGUUUGCUGGCAAAUUCUACCACUGUGUUAACACCACAACUGGUGACAUGUUUGACAUCAGCGAAGUGAAUAAUCAUUCUGAUUGCCUAAUACUAAUAGAAAGAAAUGAGACUGCCCGAUGGAAAAAUGUGAAAGUAAACUUUGAUAAUGUAGGAUUUGGGUAUCUCUCUUUGCUUCAAGUUGCCACAUUUAAGGGAUGGAUGGAUAUAAUGUAUGCAGCAGUUGAUUCCAGAAAUGUGGAACUCCAGCCUAAGUAUGAGGAAAGUCUAUACAUGUAUCUUUACUUUGUUAUUUUCAUCAUCUUUGGGUCAUUCUUCACCUUGAACCUGUUUAUUGGUGUCAUCAUAGAUAAUUUCAACCAGCAAAAGAAGAAGUUUGGAGGUCAAGACAUCUUUAUGACAGAAGAACAGAAGAAAUACUAUAAUGCAAUGAAAAAAUUAGGAUCAAAAAAGCCUCAAAAGCCUAUACCUCGACCAGGGAACAAAUUUCAAGGAAUGGUCUUUGACUUCGUAACCAGACAAGUUUUUGACAUAAGCAUCAUGAUUCUCAUCUGUCUCAACAUGGUCACAAUGAUGGUGGAAACUGACGAUCAGAGUGAAUAUGUGACUAGCAUUUUGUCACGUAUCAACCUGGUGUUCAUUGUGCUGUUCACUGGAGAAUGUGUGCUGAAGCUCAUCUCCCUCCGCCAUUAUUAUUUUACCAUAGGCUGGAAUAUUUUUGAUUUUGUGGUUGUCAUUCUCUCCAUUGUAGGUAUGUUUCUGGCUGAGCUGAUAGAGAAAUAUUUUGUGUCCCCUACCCUGUUCCGAGUGAUCCGUCUUGCCAGGAUUGGCCGAAUCCUGCGUCUGAUCAAAGGGGCCAAGGGGAUCCGCACGCUGCUCUUUGCUUUGAUGAUGUCCCUUCCUGCGUUGUUUAACAUCGGCCUCCUGCUCUUCCUGGUCAUGUUCAUCUACGCCAUCUUUGGGAUGUCCAACUUCGCCUAUGUUAAGAGGGAGGUUGGAAUUGAUGACAUGUUCAACUUCGAGACCUUUGGCAACAGCAUGAUCUGCCUGUUCCAGAUUACCACCUCUGCUGGCUGGGAUGGAUUGCUAGCACCUAUUCUCAACAGUAAACCACCCGAUUGUGACCCUAAUAAAGUUAACCCUGGCAGCUCAGUUAAGGGAGAUUGUGGGAACCCAUCUGUGGGGAUCUUCUUUUUUGUCAGUUACAUCAUCAUAUCAUUUCUGGUCGUGGUGAACAUGUACAUCGCUGUCAUCCUGGAGAACUUCAGUGUUGCUACUGAAGAAAGUGCAGAGCCCCUGAGCGAGGAUGACUUUGAGAUGUUCUACGAGGUUUGGGAGAAGUUUGAUCCCAAUGCCACCCAGUUCAUGGAAUUUGAAAAACUCUCUCAGUUUGCAGCUGCUCUUGAACCUCCGCUCAAUUUGCCACAACCAAACAAAGUCCAGCUCAUUGCCAUGGAUCUGCCUAUGGUCAGUGGGGACCGGAUCCACUGUCUUGACAUCUUAUUUGCUUUUACGAAGCGGGUUCUGGGGGAGAGUGGAGAGAUGGAUGCUCUCCGAAUACAGAUGGAAGAGCGAUUCAUGGCUUCCAACCCAUCAAAGGUUUCCUAUCAGCCAAUAACUACGACUUUAAGACGAAAACAAGAGGAGGUGUCUGCUGUUAUUAUUCAGCGUGCAUACAGGCGCCACCUUUUAAAGCGAACUGUAAAGCAAGCUUCAUUUACAUAUAACAAAAAUAAAAUCAAAGGUGGGGCUAAUCUUCUUAUAAAAGAAGACAUGGUAAUUGACAGAAUAAAUGAAAACUCAAUUACAGAAAAGACUGAUCUGACCAUGUCCACAGCAGCUUGUCCACCCUCCUACGAUCGGGUAACAAAGCCAAUCGUGGAAAAACACGAGCAAGAAGGCAAAGAUGAGAAAGCCAAAGGGAAAUAA
Molecule: messenger RNA, 6030 nt
Organism: Lagenorhynchus albirostris (white-beaked dolphin)
Lineage: Eukaryota; Metazoa; Chordata; Mammalia; Artiodactyla; Delphinidae
Product: sodium channel protein type 1 subunit alpha
Exons: 26
Coding region: 1-6030 (2009 amino acids)
Biological process (GO): neuronal action potential; sodium ion transmembrane transport; membrane depolarization during action potential
Cellular component (GO): voltage-gated sodium channel complex; axon; plasma membrane
Molecular function (GO): voltage-gated sodium channel activity
Source: RefSeq, a predicted model, not a curated record